AUAAACUACCCCCCACCCCCUCCCUCCCACAACUCCAAAGCAAGGAGCAAGCUAGAGGGAUAUAGAUAAGUGUUAAAGAUCAGGUGAUCACCUGAGAACCUGGAGAGAGAGAAGGCAUUCAGCAUGACAGGGCUGGUGAAGAAGCUUUUGUUCUGCGGUGCCAAGAGCUUUCCGACGACGGAGCUCCCGGAAGGACACAUCUGGGUGUGCGUUGGAACCGACGAGAAGGCGCAGAGGUUCGAGCUGGACGCGAAUUACCUCAACCAUCCACUGUUUGAAGACCUGCUCAGGUUGUCGGUGCCGGAGUUCGGGUAUUCGUAUGAGGGAGCGCUCCGCAUCGCAUGCGAGACCGACCUCUUCCUCCACCUCCUCAAUCUUCUUAGAAGCAGCAAUCCCUCUGUUCACUAUAUGGAGCUUCAGGAUCUCAUGGAGAGGUUCUAUGCAUCAGCUGAAGCCAGUGGGCAGCAUGAAGAGCCUCACCAACACCAUCACCACUGUUCUUGCUAGUUCCAUCCUCAUUUUUUCCGGCAUUGAACGAUGAGGAAAAUAGGAAAUGAGAACUGGAUUUCCAAAGGCCAUAAAGGGUCUUUGUUUGUUAUUUUUUGUAUAGAAAGAUACUUGUUAUUCUUCUUCAACCCUUCCUUGAUGGGAUUUAAGGUUGUAACUUUAAUUUCAGAUCAGUUAUCCUCCUAGAUUGGAAGAGAUAUGGAAAAGAAUUUUGUAAAAAAAUUUUGAAAAUUCUCUGAAGUCCAUCUGGUUUUCUCAACCAGUUCUGUUGCUCUAAA
Molecule: messenger RNA, 785 nt
Organism: Elaeis guineensis (African oil palm)
Lineage: Eukaryota; Viridiplantae; Streptophyta; Magnoliopsida; Arecales; Arecaceae
Product: auxin-induced protein 15A
Biological process (GO): response to auxin
Source: RefSeq, a predicted model, not a curated record